Messenger RNA from Racocetra persica, 132 nucleotides. NCBI's taxonomy places the organism in Eukaryota, Fungi, Glomeromycota, Glomeromycetes, Diversisporales, Gigasporaceae. The record is from the annotation of a GenBank genome assembly.
AUGGCGCAAGAACUUACAGCCAAAAGUACUUUCAUGUUUGAUAUCCCAGCCUUUAUAAUUCAUUCACAAGAUUGUAUCUAUAGCCCUGCUUUUUCAACGUCCUAUAAUUGCUUUUGGCAACUUCAAUUAAAG